Molecule: messenger RNA, 387 nt
Organism: Durusdinium trenchii
Lineage: Eukaryota; Dinophyceae; Suessiales; Symbiodiniaceae
Source: the annotation of a GenBank genome assembly
AUGGAAGAGCUGGAUGGCCUUGUGAAGCAAGAGAAUCCGGAGGAGCACCGGGAAGUGGUGGAAGCGCCCGCCUCUUCCAAGAAGGCUUUGCAGGCAUCUGUCACCCGGAUCGCUCAGGAGUCGAUCUCCUUUGGACGUUUGCUGCAAGAGGCCAAGGAGACCCUCAAGGCAGGGACCAUUCCGGCACGAAGGCUUCAUCAGCAGCUGGACGCCUUGGAAGCAAAGACUCGCCAGCUGCGAGCAGAUGCAGGUGCAUCUGCCGAGGCCCAGGCGCAGGCGCGUCAGGCACAUCGGCAGAGGUUCGACCUCAUCACACGCGGCUCGGCAGAGUUGGGCGAGUUCGUGGCAAGCGACGACCGGGAUCCGUGCAAGAAGUUUGGAGGGUGA